Molecule: messenger RNA, 2574 nt
Organism: Thamnophis elegans (Western terrestrial garter snake)
Lineage: Eukaryota; Metazoa; Chordata; Lepidosauria; Squamata; Natricidae
Gene: SH2D3A
Product: SH2 domain containing 3A
Exons: 10
Coding region: 344-2281 (645 amino acids)
Biological process (GO): small GTPase-mediated signal transduction; positive regulation of peptidyl-serine phosphorylation
Molecular function (GO): guanyl-nucleotide exchange factor activity; phosphotyrosine residue binding
Source: RefSeq, a predicted model, not a curated record
GUGGCUUUGGGGGGCGAGGAGGCAGGCAGAUUCCGCCUCCAGGUAGCCGCGCGGAGCCCGGGGACCUCCGGCUGCAUCUGAGUGCGCGGAGCGGAGGGCCAGGCUUGGCUUUCGCCCCCCGAGGGGGAUCAACGCCGGUGGGAGGUCGAGGACGCGGGGGAGGGCCCUCCAACUUCAGCCCUGCCUCUCCUGGCCGGCCGGGCGCACCUUUUCCGCCUCCUCCUCCUCCUCCUCCUCCCGACGGUUGCCUGCAGCCCUGCCUGCCUCGGUGCCUUCUCUUCCGACACCGUUCCCACAUUUCCUCCUAACUCCGCGGGGAAAGGAGAUUUAAUUCUUGAAGAACAUGGAAUUGGCCAAUGAGAGACUAAGAAAGGAGCUGGAGGAGGAGUUGAAACUUGGUACUGAACAGUUGUGCAGCCACGCGUGGUACCAUGGUUCCCUGCCACGGAAGGAGGCGGAAUCCAUGCUGCAGAACGAUGGGGAGUUCUUGAUCCGCGAUUCACGCUCUAGCCUGAGUGAUUACGUCUUGUCAUGCCACUGGGGAGGACAGGCCCUGCACUUCAAGAUUAUCCGCGUGGUGCUCCGCCCGCGAAAGGGCUAUUCUCGCACCCUUUUCCAAUUUGAAGAGGAGCAGUUUGACAACGUACCUGCCCUGGUACGCUUUUAUGUGGGCAACCGGAAGGUCAUCUCGGAUAUUUCGGGAGCUGUGGUGUCUCGACCAGUCAACAGGAGUGUACCACUUCGCUGUCUGAAGGAGCGUUUCAGUGACACUGGCCAGCCUCCUGGCUCACCGAAGGAGGAAGAAGCACCUCUUCGGCGGUUCAGCUUUCGUUCUGCCACUGCUGGAGAACAAAUACGAGACGGAAACUUGCUCCGAACAAAAGAUCGAAGUGGGAGUGACCCAAGUAGCCUAGAUCAGCUGGGCCAGAGACCUUCAUUACAUGGUGCCCAAUCAGACAGCAAUCUAUUGACUGGAAGCCCAGAAACAUCACCUGGGGACCAGGACCGAACUCAACCCGCUCCUUUGUCUCCUGCCUUUCGCACAGGCAGUGACCCUGUCCUACGCCCAAGUGCCUCGGCAUCUCAUCUGCUGGAAGGUUUUGGACUGAGCGGUUCAGAAGGGCGUCUUCAUUCCAAGGCUCCCCCAAAGCCUCUGAGGGUCCCUUCCAUGCUGAUGAGUGACUACUGUGAGCUGGUUCCGAAGGUCCCCCAGGAGCCCCGAAGCCACGUGGAGCGCCUGCAGACUGAAGAGAGAUGGCGUGGCCGGGCUCACAUUACAGAGACUGCCUUCGGGUUCCUGGACUCCGUUGAGGCUCCUUUCCCUUCUCCCCAGUCGGAGGAGACAGGCGUGGAACCAGGGUUUGAGCGCCCACUGCUAGAGACCCCUUCCUCCUUCCAGCCUCAGGACUUUAACUCAUUGCUUUUGGCCCCUAACAACAAGCCCUUGGACCCCGGCACACUCAAGCACCUCAAGGACAUUUUUGCUACUCAUGAUUGCCACACAACAGCCCUUCAUAUUUUAAAGACGGAUUGCCAGGCGUUGAGGAUCCUUGGAGUAUCUAAAGAGCAGCAGAAGGCCAUGGGGGUGAGCUCGGGCCUGGAGCUUAUAACCCUUCCUCAAGGGCAUCAGUUUCGAAAGGACUUGCUGGAAAGGCACCAUCUCAUAGCUCUGGGCAUUGCUGUGGACAUCCUGGGCUGUACAGGGUCAGUGGCUGAACGGGCUGCCACCCUCCACAAGGUCAUCCAGCUAGCCGUGGAGCUGUGGAGACCAGUUGGAGACCUCUUUGCCCUCUCUGCAGUGAUGAAAGCUCUUCAGCUGCCACAGAUCGCCCGGCUGGAGCAAACAUGGAGGCAUCUGCGCCAGAGCCACACCGCCAGCGCCAUCGUGUAUGAGAAGGAGCUCAAGCCUCUCUUGGGGAAUCUGAACAGGGCUGAAGGGAAUUCUGCCUUCUCCCCAAAGGAGGUUGCAGUUCCUCAUAUCCUGCCACUUCUCAGCCUCAUGGAAGGAGAGCAACUGUGGGAUGACAACGAGGAGACGUGUGAGGUCCUCCUGCGGACGCUGGAAGCAGCUCGCUUUGUUGCCACCAACACUGGCGCUUAUGGCAUCAGGGCCGAGGCCAGACUUCAAGGAUUCCAGAGCACUCCAGAACUCCUGGAAGUAUUUCAGACGGAGUUCUCCCUUCGGUUAUUCUGGGGCUGUAAAGGAGCGCAGGCGGAACGGCGUGAACGACACAAGAAAUUUGAACGGAUCUUGACUGUGCUUUCUCAGAAACUAGAGUGAACUCAUGGGAGAAGUAUUCCUCCCUUCCCCCUCUGCCAGGCCAGCUGGAAUGCAAGGCAACGGGUGGCAGAGAUGAUUAGUAAGAGGAGGAUCACUCAGUGCCAGAAUGAGAUGUUGACCGGCAUGAAACUUGAAGGCCUUCCAAGGAAUGAAUGAGCAGGAGGAACUCCUCCGUGGUAGACAUUCCUUCUAGAUCAACAGGGCCAGGGCUGUGGGAAGAAGAAAUCUGGAAGCAUUUUUAACCUAUGCAAAGGAACCAGCCUGCAAUAAAGAAAGUAGAGGAUUGUUUUUAA